AUGUCCACCCCGGCCAAGGUUACAUUCACUUCUCGCAGCUACAAGCUUGCAGGCCACUUCUACACUCCUGUUAUCGAUUCUCCCGCCCGUUCUGGAGCUGCUGUCGUCAUUGCCCACCCUUGGACCUCAGUCAAAGAACACUCCCCUACCCACUACGCCCGCGUCCUUUCUCAGGCCGGCUUCUAUAGCCUCGCCUAUGACGCGGCCUACCAAGGGGAAUCCGAAGGAGAGGCCCGCUACCUCGAAGACCCCGGUCAGAGGGUUGAGGACAUCAAGUCGGCGGUCACGUACCUCUUUAGCCGCGGUGAAAACGACUCUGAGAAAAUCGGCGUUCUAGCACCAGGCGGCUACGUCUCCUUCGCAGCACAAACCGAUCUCCGAACCAAGGCUGUCGCAAUCUCUGCCGGCGUUUGCUCGGGCACAAUGGCGCGCCGCGGUCUCGACAAGGACGGGUCCAACCUUGAUAUUCUCCGCACCCAGCUCGAGGCCGCUGCGAGAGACCGCAACAGCGACGUUACGGGAGAGAAGGUUGACAUUAUCCACAUUUUACCCGAUGAGUUCGACCCGGCCACCGCCCCUACCGAAAUGCCCGAAUCUUUCCGCGACCUGGCUUCGCCGUUCUUGGCAAUUACUGGCACCAAAGCUGCUUUGAAGUGGUAUAGCGGGGAUGCUGUUGCAAAGGCCAAGGAGCCGAAGGAGCCGCUCGUUGUUGAUGGACUUACCCAUGCCGACUUGUAUGACAAUGUGGAGGUUGCCGGCCCUAAGCUCAAUGAGUUCUUCGGCAAGUAUCUUGUCCAAAGUAGAUGA
Molecule: messenger RNA, 807 nt
Organism: Colletotrichum abscissum
Lineage: Eukaryota; Fungi; Ascomycota; Sordariomycetes; Glomerellales; Glomerellaceae
Exons: 2
Coding region: 1-807 (268 amino acids)
Source: RefSeq, a predicted model, not a curated record